UACCUCCCGCUCUCUCUCUCUACGGUGCAGGAUGAGGGGCCUCAUCGCUCUGGUUCUCUUCGCUGCCUGCUUGUUCAUGGCCGUGGCCUUCAAGGCCAUACGGCAGGAGUUCAACAUCCGCAGAAUGAACAGCCAGAUUCUCGUCAACGGCGAGCGUGCAAAGGGGAUGGAGGACGAAAUCCUGACCAACAAGCUGAAGAUGCAGCAGCUGAACACCGAGAUGACUCCCUUGAAGAACCAGAUCGAGGGGCUGACGAAGAAGAAGGAGCAACUGAAGAAAGCCAGUGUCGCCUCUGAGACCGGUCAGGGCACCUGCAACAAACAAAAGGUCGAAUCUGAGCAGAAGGAAAUGGUGACGGCAGAAGCACUGGAGAAACUGAAGAUCGAACAGGAAUCUGAAGAGCAGAAAGCUCUGGAGGAGAUCGAGAAUUUGCAAAAACAGAUUCUGGACAGAGACGUGGCCGUCUGUGCAUUUCUGGAUCAGAAGCAGGAGGAGGGAAGGAAGCUGUGUAAGGAGAAACAAAACGGCCAAAUCAAAUCAUGACAGAAAACAAGAAAAUAAACUUGAUAAGGACGGAACCUUCAGCAUUUUUGAGUGAUAUUUCUUAUAUAUUUAUAUAUUGGGUCGCUUUUCAUCUGACUUUGCAUCUCAGUGCAUCUCUUAUAGACUAAGACCUACGUUUUGCACGAUACAACACCAUGGCUGACCCAUCUACAGUUGUGUCCAGAUAACAGCGAGGUUUAAUUGGUGUGACA
Trichomycterus rosablanca is the source of this 756-nucleotide messenger RNA. RefSeq lists its product as uncharacterized. Bases 32 to 544 code for a protein of 170 amino acids. The transcript is spliced from 4 exons. The record is from RefSeq and is a predicted model, not a curated record. Lineage: Eukaryota; Metazoa; Chordata; Actinopteri; Siluriformes; Trichomycteridae.